CGGCUCAUCUCCGCACACUUUGGCUGCACCACCAUUAGUCUUUACCGGAGCACCGCUGAUUACCCCAGUAAACUUCCAGUGGUACAGUUGCGAAUUCGGUUAAGUUUUGAGCGGGACCGAGUCGACUUACCGUGCCAUGAAGUUAUCUCGACCCCCACCCCCACAUAUUGCCCUGAUCACAAUCGUCAAUCAAGAUUUCAUUAUUCGCUCACGUUUCCCCAAUGGCUCUCCUUAUGGGAACGGCGCGGAGGUAUUUCUCACUUAUCUCGAUAUUUAAUCCCAGGCAGCAUUGCGCUCUUGCAUCCUGCGAGAUUCAAACGUGGAUGAACGCUGUUUGACGAUGGCCAAUAUGGGCUCAAAAGGAAUCGUCAAAGCAUUAAUGCUCCAUGCUGCUAAAGAUCUACGUCUAGAAGAUCAAGUUCUCAGCCCUCCAGGCUCUGAAGAGGUGCAAGUAGCUGUUCAAGCUACCGGCCUCUGCGGAUCAGAUCUGCAUUACUUCAAUCACUUUCGCAAUGGAGACAUACUUGUGCGUGAACCACUAGCACUCGGACAUGAGUCGGCCGGAGUAGUAGUAGACGUCGGUUCUUCAGUUACUUCGUUGAAGGUUGGGGACAGGGUAGCGUUAGAGGUCGGCCUACCAUGCGGCCGAUGCGAGCGAUGCUCUCAAGGGAGAUAUAAUAUUUGCAAAGAGAUGAAAUUUCGAAGUUCUGCAAAGGCAUUUCCGCAUUUUCAGGGGACAUUGCAAGAGAAAAUCAACCAUCCAGCAGCAUGGUGCCAUAAGUUACCCGACAAUGUGUCCCUUGAACUUGGAGGUCUUCUUGAGCCUUUGGGUGUUGCAAUCCACGCGUGCAGGAGGGCGCAAUUGCCUGAAGGGUCGAAAACCCUGGUUUUUGGGGCGGGCGCCGUUGGAAUAUUAUGUGCCGCGACGGCAAAGACCAAUGGAUCGAAAACCGUGAUAAUCGCAGACAUCGACCCAGGAAGGGUAGAAUUUGCGGUUGUAAAUGGGUUUGCUACCCAUGGUUUUGUCGUGCCGAGAACGCGAGGUCGAACCAUUGAAGAGAAGCUGGAAAUAGCCAAAGACACGGCAGCAUCGAUAGCCAAAAUCAAGGCCGACGAAGGGAAUGAGGUUGGCGAAGUUGACACUGUCUUUGAGUGCACGGGCGUAGAAGCUUGUGCUCAGGCAUCCAUCUAUGCCACGCGACCAGGAGGUAGAGUCAUGCUAAUCGGGAUGGGAACGCCAAUCCAGCAGCUUCCCAUUUCUGCGGCUGCUCUUCGCGAAGUUGACUUACUCGGCUCGUUUCGCUACGCAAACACCUAUAGUCAAGGCAUUGAGAUGUUUGCCAAAACGUCGUCUGAUGGCCCCGAUUUCAGCAAAUUAGUAACGCAUCGUUUCCGCGGGCUAGAGCAAUCCCGUGAAGCAUUUGAGAUGGCAGGUAGAACUGUGGACGACGAUGGCAAUCUGGUUAUGAAAGUCAUGCUAUGCUUAGGAGCGUAGCAUCCUACAGGAAAUGAAAAUUUCGACAAGGCGUCAGAAGGAUAUGCCUAGAAACGAAGCAUUGCCAUUUCAAUCACUCAUGAUAAUGGGAAACAAUUGGAUAUGC
Xylona heveae TC161 is the source of this 1601-nucleotide messenger RNA. Its product is annotated as GroES-like protein. The coding region runs from base 341 to 1495 and encodes 384 amino acids. Lineage: Eukaryota; Fungi; Ascomycota; Xylonomycetes; Xylonales; Xylonaceae. Gene Ontology annotation, molecular function: L-iditol 2-dehydrogenase (NAD+) activity; zinc ion binding. The transcript has 4 exons. Gene Ontology annotation, biological process: D-sorbitol catabolic process. The record is from RefSeq and is a predicted model, not a curated record.